Molecule: messenger RNA, 542 nt
Organism: Mustela erminea (ermine)
Lineage: Eukaryota; Metazoa; Chordata; Mammalia; Carnivora; Mustelidae
Gene: RPS15A
Product: ribosomal protein S15a
Exons: 5
Coding region: 110-502 (130 amino acids)
Biological process (GO): translation
Cellular component (GO): cytosolic small ribosomal subunit; ribosome
Molecular function (GO): structural constituent of ribosome
Source: RefSeq, a predicted model, not a curated record
UAUUUUUUUUGGCUCGCCUUUUAAAGUCUCGCGAUAGGCUACCCGCUUCCCAUAACUCCGUGCGCUCGCCCCUCCUGUCCUCUUUCCGCCAUCUUUCUUUGCCGCCAUAAUGGUGCGCAUGAAUGUCCUGGCAGAUGCUCUCAAGAGCAUCAACAAUGCUGAAAAGAGAGGCAAACGCCAGGUUCUUAUUAGGCCGUGCUCCAAAGUCAUCGUCCGGUUUCUCACUGUGAUGAUGAAGCACGGUUACAUUGGCGAAUUUGAAAUCAUUGAUGAUCACAGAGCGGGGAAGAUUGUUGUGAACCUCACAGGCAGGUUGAACAAGUGUGGAGUGAUCAGCCCCAGAUUUGAUGUACAACUGAAAGAUCUAGAAAAAUGGCAGAAUAACUUGCUCCCGUCCCGCCAGUUUGGUUUCAUUGUACUGACAACUUCAGCUGGCAUCAUGGACCAUGAAGAAGCAAGACGAAAACACACAGGAGGGAAAAUCCUGGGAUUCUUUUUCUAGGGAUGUAAUACAUACGUGCAAAUAAAAUGCCUCAAUGGAC